Molecule: messenger RNA, 711 nt
Organism: Cephus cinctus (wheat stem sawfly)
Lineage: Eukaryota; Metazoa; Arthropoda; Insecta; Hymenoptera; Cephidae
Gene: RpS7
Product: 40S ribosomal protein S7
Exons: 5
Coding region: 93-674 (193 amino acids)
Biological process (GO): rRNA processing; translation; ribosomal small subunit biogenesis
Cellular component (GO): 90S preribosome; small-subunit processome; ribosome
Molecular function (GO): structural constituent of ribosome
Source: RefSeq, a predicted model, not a curated record
AUAAAAAUAUAUAGUUUUCGGAAAACAUAGCAACAAGCUACUAACUUCACGCGGGUUUGGUUCUCUUUCACGCGAACAGCGAACACGGCAAGAUGUUCACAGCAAGCGCCAAAAUUAUGAAAAGUGGCGGGGCUGAGCCUGAUCAGUUUGAGGCCAGCAUCUCCCAGGCUCUCCUUGAACUUGAGAUGAACAGUGAUCUUAAAUCCCAGCUUAGGGAGCUUUAUAUCACUAAGGCCAGGGAAAUUGAAACUAACAAUAAAAAGUCCAUCAUCAUCUAUGUCCCAAUGCCAAAGCUGAAGGCUUUCCAAAAGAUUCAGACCAGGCUAGUACGAGAAUUGGAGAAGAAAUUCUCUGGCAAGCAUGUCAUGUUUGUUGGUGAGAGAAAAAUUCUUCCUAAACCUACCCGUAAGACCCGCACCAAGAACAAGCAGAAGAGGCCUAGGAGCCGUACCCUUACUGCCGUAUAUGAUGCUCUUUUGGAGGACCUUGUAUACCCAGUAGAAAUCGUUGGAAAGCGUAUUCGUGUUAAGCUGGACGGUUCUCAGCUGAUUAAGGUUCAUCUUGACAAAACUGAGCAAACAAAUAUUGAGCACAAGGUUGACACCUUCGCUUCUGUCUACAAGAAACUCACGGGUCGUGACGUGACGUUCGAAUUCCCUGAAACCUACGUGUAAUUUACACUUUAAUAAAAAUAAUUAAAAGUGCAUUUAA